AUGGACCAGGAGAAGCGGUAUAAGCUGAUAAAUGCAAGAACCGUCAGCAAUCUCGGACUGCCUAGUCAGAGUUUCGAGGGUAGUUUCUGGACGGACUCCAGAACGGCAUUGUCGUGGAUCAAGGCUGAUCCACGGAACUAUCGACAAUUCGUUUCAUUUAGAGUGAGCGAGAUAUUAGAACACACUGCGGCCAGUGACUGGCGGUGGGUACCGUCAAAGGGCAAUCCAGCGGAUGAGGCAACGAAAUGGGGAAGCGGCCCAUACUUCAACCACGAGAGCAAGUGGUUUCAGGGACCAAGAUUUCUAUGGCUACCAGAAAGCGAAUGGCCACAUCCAGGAGAUUUAACAGUCUUGCACCACUGCUCUUAUACGCUAACAAUCGACUUCGAUCGAUUCUCUUCUUGGAAUCGGUUGCAAAGAGCAACAGCGUACGCUUUGCGGUUCAUACACAAUACGGCUAAGAAGCAGCCGAGAUAUGUCGGACAACUACAGCAGCCCGAACUCCACGCAGCGGAAAUAGCGAUCUUCAAACUGGUUCAACAGGAGUCGUAUCCUGACGAGAUUGUCGCAUUAUCCACAAAAGGCCCGAACGAGAUAAGACAGGACGCCAUUGAUAGACAUAGUCCCAUCUACCGGCUUCUUCCGAUGCUGGAUAAUAAUGGAAUGCUACGCAAACGUGGCCGGAUCGGAACAGCCGAAGAAAUCAGCUACUACGUGCGUUAUCCCAUUACCAUGUGA
Messenger RNA from Armigeres subalbatus, 738 nucleotides. RefSeq lists its product as uncharacterized. The transcript is spliced from 2 exons. NCBI's taxonomy places the organism in Eukaryota, Metazoa, Arthropoda, Insecta, Diptera, Culicidae. The record is from RefSeq and is a predicted model, not a curated record. The coding region runs from base 1 to 738 and encodes 245 amino acids.